Molecule: messenger RNA, 3540 nt
Organism: Physcomitrium patens
Lineage: Eukaryota; Viridiplantae; Streptophyta; Bryopsida; Funariales; Funariaceae
Product: homogentisate 1,2-dioxygenase
Biological process (GO): L-phenylalanine catabolic process
Cellular component (GO): cytoplasm
Molecular function (GO): homogentisate 1,2-dioxygenase activity
Source: RefSeq, a predicted model, not a curated record
CAUCGCUGCGUCGAUCUGCAAGGCCUUCGAUCCCUCCUCUCGCGUCUUACCCACCAUUUUUCUCCCCCCUUACGCACUUGGGUUCCUUACUUUUCUUGCUGAUGUUGCGCUUUUCCUCAGUAUUUCUUCUCCUGAAAUGAUCUACAAUCGGUCUCGUGAAUUGUCGUUUAUCCGGAGGUGGUGCAGCGCUCUGCGUCAAUCUCCAGCCUCUGACCUCAAGCUGUUUCGAUUCUUUGAUUCUGAGCCGCUUUCGAGAGAAAUUUUUCGGAAAGCAGAAUCGUUUGUGAGGAGCGAAUAAGGAAACGGAGAGAUUCUGCCUCACGUAGUUCCAUUUAGUUGAAAGUGCUUCGACAAAAGUGGAGUUGAAUCGGGAAUUGUGCUGUAGGUGUCUGUUAUCAAUUCUGUGAAGGAGCAAGGGGAGAUCUGGAGUUGCGGGUUGCGCAGGGGCAUGCUUUGCAUGUUUUAGUAGUUGAAGUUGUACUUCAGGAUCUACAUGGCGAUUGAGAAUAUCAAUAGCUUAAUGGAGGAAUUGAAAGUGAACGGAGACGUUGGUAAUGCAAAGCGUGACGCCAGUUUUGAGGAGUUGGACUACCAGAGAGGUUUCUGUAACCAUUUUUCAACAGAGGUUCUGAAGGGGGCGUUGCCAGUGGGACAAAAUAGCCCUCUCAAGUGUCCGUAUGGACUUUAUGCCGAACAGAUAUCGGGCACUGCAUUCACUGUUCCGCGGAAUCAUAAUCAGAGAAGUUGGUUGUAUCGGGUAAAGCCGUCUGUGACACAUGAACCAUUCCAUCCACGUGAGCCGACAAACGAACGGUUAGUGAGCGAUUUUAGUUCAACGUCUGCAGCAUCCGUAACUCCCACACAACUCAGAUGGAAACCACCCCAUGUUCCUGAGGCCGAGACAAAUUUUAUUGAUGGGCUGUACACCAUUUGUGGAUCUGGUAGCCCGUUUCUGCGUCACGGCUACUCCGUCCACAUGUACACUGCAAACACCUCCAUGGAGGGUUGUGCAUUUGCCAACGCAGAUGGGGAUCUUCUUAUUGUUCCACAACUAGGACGUCUAUGGAUCAAGACUGAGAUGGGUAGAAUACAGGUGAAGCCUGGGGAAAUUGUGGUUGUGCAACUUGGUAUACGCUUCGCUGUAGAGCUUCCUGACGGCCCCUCUAGAGGUUAUGUUGUCGAAGUUUUUAGUGGGCAUUUUCAAUUACCAGACCUCGGCCUCAUAGGCGCAAAUGGGCUUGCUGAUCCACGAGACUUCCUUACACCCAAAGCUUGGUUUGAGGAGAAAAACUGGGGGAUAGGUGGUUUCACUGUUAUACACAAAUUUGGUGGCGCACUCUUCGAUGCCAAGCAGGACUUUUCUCCCUUCAACGUCGUCGCUUGGCAUGGAAAUUAUGCCCCGUAUAAGUACAAUCUGAAGAACUUCUGUCCUUACAACACUGUAUUGUUUGAUCACUCGGACCCAUGCAUCAAUACAGUUUUGACUGUACCGUCGGAAAGACCUGGUGUAGCGGUGGUGGAUUUUGUGGUCUUUCCUCCGAGGUGGUCCGUUGCUGAGCAUACUUUUCGACCGCCCUACUUUCACCGCAACUGCAUGAGUGAGUUUAUGGGUCUAAUUUACGGCGUGUAUGAGGGAAAGGCUGAUGGUUUUCUCCCAGGAGGAGCAAGUCUUCACAACUGCAUGUCUCCCCACGGGGUAGAUACUGUCACCUAUGAGAGAACUAUCUGCGAGGACCCAAAGCCAUCCAAAAUUCCGGAUCAUGCAUUAGCAUUUAUGUUCGAGUCCUCUCUUAUCCCUCGUGUCACUCCUUGGGCUCUGAGCUCUCCCCAGCUGGAUCCUGAUUACUACAAAUGCUGGAUUGGCUUGCGCUCUCAUUUCGAUCGUGCCAAAAAGCCUGAAGCAGUAGAAUCGUAGUCAGAGAAUGAAUGACAUUCCGUUCCUUCGGAAUUGUUGUGCUUUGGAUGUUGCCAACAUGUGAAGCGUCGUAGUGACAGACCACUGUGGAAAGCUAUUUCUGCAUCGACCUCGCUAGGCCACUUGUACAUUUGCCAGCAUAUAAUUCUUAGUUUGUGUGUCUGUACUAUACACAUAGUGUACACUUAUUGAAGGUUUAGGUUCCGUCGUGGUCUCCAGAGCUGGGAGUGUGAAAAUGACUGGACAGAUAGUAUAACAGCAUGAUGCCUUGAACUGAGGGUGGAUUUAGAUCUAGAAUGAGACCCUGGACAAGAAUUCCAAGUAAGUAUUAAAAGUAAUAUUAAAUUCUCUAUAAAAACACAUUCGGAGAAAUGCAGCAAUUCAAUAUAAUUGGUAGGAAGCUCCAAAUUGUUGGGUAGGCGUUUACACUACUGCCAAAUAGUGGGUAAACAAGAAAUUUAAAGAUGGAUAUUGAAAUGAUACGAUUUUUUUAAAUAUUUUUACUAUAUUUAAACUGUAAUUUGAUUUAGCUUAUGACUAGGAUAGCAAUUAAUUACAAUUAAAGAAAAUCUAAAGUCAAACGGAUGACGGACUUGUCUAUGCCGCAAAAGCCAGGCCCUUCCAGUUGCGGUUGCGUCCGGAUGAACCCUGGAUCUAAGUCUCGCUCCUAAUUGUACCGACCUCAAAUCAGUACCGAUUUUAUCCAGACCUCGGAUUAGGUUCGGCCUCCUGUAAGUACCGGUUGCAUCCGUGGCCUCUAUCGACCAUCCAGUGGCACGGGUUGUCCAGGGUUUAUUUGCUCGCCCUCGCCAAAGUAGUUUUCUUUUCUGCGAGCAGUUGGUGCUGGCAUGUGGCUGGGAUUCGUGUCAGCAGUCACUGGUGGAGGUUUCCUUGCUCGGCGCAUCGCUUUUACAACAGAGGCUGUUGUAUACACAAGCUAGGAUCGGAGUGGUGGUCGGCUGAGGAUCUCGUGGGUCGAGCUGAUAGAAGCGUAAGUGCAUGUGUUGGAGCAUUCCAUCUUGAAGUCCUCGACGUGGUCUAAGAUGACAACAACUCCACCAGGAUGCUGGUCAUGAAGAGCAGCUACACUGAAGUGCACGUGUCGGUGAGAGUUUGCAGGGAGGAUCAGGUCGUACCUAUCUGCCUUGCAGCCAUUUGUUUUGGCAUUACCACGGACAGAGCACGCGAAAGCCUUGCUUUUAUCCGGAGCAACUUCGGUUAAAUACUUACCACCACCGAUACCACCAAACAGCGACAACAGGAAGAGAACCAGAACAAGGGUCCUCAAGAUCGCCAUUCGUGCGGCAGCUGCUGCUCCCCCUCCUCGCAAAGCUACAGUCGACCGUAUCCGAGCAGCUUGCGCAGCAAAGGAACCUCCUAAAACAAUUUGGAUGCGUCAAGUGCAACGCAGCCGACUCAAUGGACUCCUGGGAUGCUUCUGGAGUGGGUCAACCAUGAUGGAUUAAGUGUAUCUGUUAUAUACAAGACAGCUUAGAGGAGCCCAGGGAAGAGGGGAAUUGGGAAUUAGAAAUUAGGGAACGAGGAAGCAAUGGGUGUGCCAGAGAUAGCAGUGCAGAACGGUACGUGUUUCCGCUAUUUGUAAAUAGUAAUGCUCAUUUCUACGA